AUGGCUACUUUACUUCAUUAUACAAGUUAUCGAAACGCGAUGGCAUUUCACAAGGUUUGGUCCUCGCGAAUCUCUCAGUUAGCACGAGUAUCCGCAUUUCAUACGUCGAAAAAAAUUCAAAAUGCCACGGCAGUGCCUCUCAAACUCGAAUUUCCUCCCUCACUAGAGUCAAAAUUACAGCCUGCCGUAGAUUCUACAACUACGCAAACAAAAACAAAAAGUUCGAAUCCUCCGUUAAGUUUUCCAUGUAUCGAUCAACAUGAUGUACGUACUAGGUCGUUGGACGGCGGUCCAGAGCCAGCUUACGAAAAAAUUGUUACCGGAUAUUCACUUUAUCAUCAUGCACAACCAUUCCUAUGCGAUUACAGUGGCGUUUUGCCAAAAUUUGAUAUAGCAUACGAAACCUGGGGAGAAUUGAAUGAAAAUAAGGAUAACGCGAUUUUAAUCCAAACUGGUUUAUCUGGAAGUAGUCAUGCUAAAAGUCAUGGAAAAAAUGUUAAUCCGGGGUGGUGGGAACGAUUCAUUGGUCCUGGUCUCUCUAUUGACACAAACAAAUUUUUUGUUAUUUGUACCAAUGUAAUUGGAGGUUGUUAUGGGUCAACUGGUCCUUCCUCAAUUGAUCCAUCAGAUGGCGAACGAUAUGCGACUAGAUUUCCUAUUUUGACAAUCUUUGAUAUGGUUCGGGCGCAGUUUUUAUUAUUGGAUCAUUUAGGGAUAAAUAAACUUCAUGCUACUGUAGGAAGCAGCAUGGGUGGAAUGCAGUCAUUGGCAUCUGCAUGGUUGUAUCCCGAACGUAUGUCUCGCCUAAUUAGCAUAUCGGCGUGUGCGAGAUCACAUCCAUAUUCUAUUGCAAUUAGACAUACACAACGACAAGUAUUGAUGUCAGAUCCUAAUUGGAACAAAGGAUUUUAUUAUAAAUCUAUACCUCCACAUAUAGGAAUGAAGCUCGUGAAAUUGCCACGAUUAGGCCCUGAAUGGGAGCAGCGGUUUGGUAGGAAACGCGAACGGGAGGAUCAAUCACCUGCCCUUUGUCCUGACUUUUUGAUAGAAACUUACCUUGAUUAUCAGGGUGAGCGUUUCUGCCUGCAAUACGAUCCAAAUUCGCUUCUUUAUAUAUCCAAAGCAAUGGACCUUUUUGAUAUGUCCUCCUCAGCAUUGGAGGCUCUCGAUAAACAACGAGAGAUUAAUAUCGAGACAAUAAAAACUCACGGAUUUACUCCCGUAUCAUCAUGCUACGCUAAUGCAAGUGCUUCACAAGAAACACCCGCAUCCUCGUCAACCUCACCUUCAAAAAGACAACACAUUUCUUCUUUAUCAUCAACAAGUAGUGAUAAUAUUGAUGAUCUUGUUCAAGGACUUUCUAAAAUUCAAAUACCAACAUUAGUUUUAGGCGUUCAAUCUGAUAUACUGUUUGCUUAUUGGCAGCAAAGAGAAAUUGCUGAUUGUUUAAGAAGGGGCGGAAACAAAGAUGUCACUUAUUACGAACUAGAUUCUAUGUAUGGGCAUGAUACAUUUUUGAUAGAUUUAACUAACGUUGGUGGUGCGAUCAAAGGACAUUUGGAACUUGGCGCCGGUAACCCCGAAUUUGACGAAGCUUCCCAAAAAGAACUUGCCAAAUUUCUCGAAGGAGAGAAUGCUAAAAUGCGUCUUCAGCAAUCGAUCCACACCUUUACUGAUCUCUGUUGGGAUAAAUGUAUCACCAAGAUUGGUAAUAAGAUUGAUCGUGGAGAGGAGACUUGCCUAACGAAUUGCGUUGAAAGGUUCUUGGAUACUAGCGUAUUCAUAGUUAAGAGAUUAGAUGAAACUCGAAAUCAGUGA
Molecule: messenger RNA, 1818 nt
Organism: Cetraspora pellucida
Lineage: Eukaryota; Fungi; Glomeromycota; Glomeromycetes; Diversisporales; Gigasporaceae
Source: the annotation of a GenBank genome assembly